GGUCCUCUAUAACCCUGCUGUGUGUUGUAGUCAGGUGUUGCUUUAUAUAAAGUGAUGGAUGACACAUUAAAGCAGGAGGCAUUUACAAAGCCUUUCAAGUGUUAAUAAGCUAGUUAAUAUGUUUGAAAACCUGAAUUUGAACUCAUGGAGAUUCCCAAAAUGGAAACAGAAGUGUCAGUUUCCUCCUCAUCCACUGUGGUCUCCUCCACUCAGACGUCCCUCACCCCUGUGAACCUCGCAGCCAAACAAAGAGAUAGCAGAAGGACCACAUCCAACACGCCCGCCUUCCUCUCCAACCUGGGCCGGGCCACCCUGAGGGGCAUCAGGAAGUGCCCGCAGUGUGGCGUCUACAACGGGACGCGCGGGCUCAGCUGCAAGAACAAGUCCUGCGGGAUACCCCUCAGAAACGCCACCACGGGGUGCAGGAGCAGCAGGAAGAGUGCUGUGGAGGUGGUGAAAGUUAUAAUAGACAGUGAGGAGAGAGGAGGCAAGGAGGGUGCAGGAGGAGGAGGCGUGCUCGGUGGCUCAGGUGGAGGUGUGCAGGUGUUUUCAGUGUGUCACCGAGGAAGAGGAGCCACAGCCACACAGCUGGGGUUUGUUGAACUUGUUCCCACUGACACUGCCAUAGCAACAGGUGACGGUGCAACCUUGCUGACCCGCAUCAACUUGGGUCGCUGUUUUCUUCCAACAUGCAGGCAGGGUCAAAGGUCAAACCAGGGGGAGUCAGAAUCAGCGGUUGCCAGUUCGAAACAGUCCUCAGACAGCCUGUGUGUCCACAUAAAGCAAGCCAUCGAGUGUCAGAGCCGGGCCACGCCGCUCACCUUGAAGAGCUCCGUCCUGGAGGGGCUGCAGGCCUCCAUCCAAGCCAGGGAGGAGCUGUGGAGGCUGGCCACAGAGUCUCCAGGCCCCCUGGUGCAGCGUGUCACCAAAGACACUUUGGUGGUGAAGUGUCACACGGACUCCCAGCAUCCUCUGGGGCUGCUGCACCUCACUGUAGGUGCAGGAGGGCUGUCAGAGGUUCCAAAGAGUGAGAGGAAGAGCAGAGAGCAGCAGCAGCAGCAGCAGCAGCAGCAGCAGCAGCAGUAUGGCGUGUUUCACUGCGCCUGUCAGGUCACCACUAACAGCAGCAGCAGCAGAAGAAGUAAACCUGGUGUUGACGGAGCCAACGCUCAUCCUCAGACGACAUCCCAGCCCUGCCUUCACUUCUACGCCUGUGUGUGCGCCUUCGCAAGUGAUGAGAAACUGGCAGCAGAGUUCGCUUCUUUCAUCAGCUACACCCCGAGUGGUGUGCAGCAGAACUCCUCCAGCAGAGUAAUCAGCUCCAGUGAGAAACCUCUGCAGCAGGCCGAUCCCGUCAGCUCUCAUCAGAAGUCAAAGAAGCUCCGCCUGGAUGAGUCUCUUCCAGCGGCCUCUCCCUCUGGGCCGGGGAGAGAGGGAGUGUCGGCCUGCGGUCUAAAGAAAGCCGGUCAGAGGAAAGCCCCUGGCGCUGGCGGGCUGAAGGCUCCAGGGAGUACCCAGGUUGUGGAUGAACAUGCGGUGACGUUGGGGUUCCAUCAGUGGUUGGCGAGUGUCACAGAGAGGAUCCACCAGACCAUGCACUACCAGUUUGAUGGGAAACCUCAGCCUCUGGUGUUCCACAUCCCUCAGGAGUUCUUCAACGCUCUGCAGCAUCGUUUGUCAUUAGGCUCCAAGAAGAAGAGACUUCCCAACCUCACAACAGCAUUUGUGAGGAAUGAUGGACUUCCUCUUGGCUCUUUCUCCAAGUACACCUGGCACAUCACCAAUCUCAUGCAGGUCAAACGCAUCUUUGACACCCCGGAGUUGCCUCUGGAGCUCUACCAAAGCUUCGUGAAAAACGCAGACGGCUCUUAUUCACGUUUUCGCUGCCUCGAGCCGCCGCCUGAGCCGGAGCUACCAGAGGCGUGCAGGACGGAUCGACCGCAGGCGAUACGACCCAUGGAGCUCCGCGCCUUCCUCAAAGCUGGACCAGGCUCUGCAGAUCAGAAGGAUGCUGGUCCGUUCGUGAUCGAGUGGAUCCCCGACGUUCUGCCUCGCUGUCAGAUGGGAGAGCUCAGGAUCAGCUUUGAGUUCGGACACCAGCAGAGCGGUCAGACGGAUCCCGGCGAGAAAAUGAGUGCGGCGGAGAAAGGAGGUUGUAACAAGUCCGACUCAAACGUUACCAAACACAAAAAGGGCGUUGAGAUCCUUCAGGUGGUCGUGUGAUUGCUCAUAAAUCAAUUAAAGCUGCCUGUCAUUAAUCAUUCAUAUAUCCAGUAUAUCCUUAUUUAUUAUGCAAGGUAUUGAUCACCAAUUGCUGUAUGAAUAACACAGUAUGAUAUUGAUCUUAGACAAUCUAGACUGUGGUGAAGCUCUCAACAUGAAGCUUUUGUUUUAACGCUGUGUUCAAACGAUGUCUGUAAAUUUGUAUGUUUUUAAUAUAUUUAUUCAAUUUUUACUCAACAAAGAUUUCAUCAAAUGAAAAUGAGAAAAAAACAAUAAUUUAAACAAAAUUGUAACUUUUUUAUGACUUUGAUAAAACUUUUCUAAGUCGUGUCAAAAGUAAGUGUUGGCUCUUUUAGGUAACAGAUUCCCUGCAGACUUUCCCUCAUGAUGUUAAAAACAUGCUUUUGUGUUGAAACUCCCAAAGACUGAUGUGUAUCAUGUUUGCUUUGCUCUGUAAGAAUCAAGCAAAUAAAUCUUAUUGUGGAAAACAA
This is a messenger RNA of Notolabrus celidotus (New Zealand spotty), 2714 nucleotides long. It is a transcript of the gene c19h2orf42, whose product is annotated as chromosome 19 C2orf42 homolog. Lineage: Eukaryota; Metazoa; Chordata; Actinopteri; Labriformes; Labridae. The transcript has 9 exons. The coding region runs from base 145 to 2223 and encodes 692 amino acids. The record is from RefSeq and is a predicted model, not a curated record. Gene Ontology annotation, cellular component: nucleus.